Molecule: messenger RNA, 1392 nt
Organism: Periconia digitata
Lineage: Eukaryota; Fungi; Ascomycota; Dothideomycetes; Pleosporales; Periconiaceae
Source: the annotation of a GenBank genome assembly
GCGCCUCCCCGAUCGCUUGUCGUCGACCCCGCCGCCGUAAUGGCUGGCACAAUGCGCCCCAAUGAGAUGAACGUCUCCACCACCCCCGUUCUCUCCUCCAAAACCCUCCCCGGUAUCGACCUCCUCAAAUCCGAUUCCAAGAAACCUGCCCUCCCCCGUGCUCCUCGAAUCGACAUCGAACCCCUCUAUACCACCAUCAAGUCUUCCAUCAGCGAUUCAGAAUUCACCACAUACAAGUCCUCGUUGACCUCCUUCUUGCUGGGCAAUCUCAAUCAGGAUGAGUUGUCGCAACGCUUGGAUAGGAUACUCAGCACCCCGGCUCUGGAGCAUGCACACAAUGCCUUUAUGAUGGGCAUGUAUGCCAACAUGUGGCGGGAUACUCCCGAGCCGGGAGUCGCAAACUGGGUUAGCAGCAAUGCCAAACCGAGUAGUAAUGUCACCAAGGGCACUGGUGACGAGAGUGAGAAGCGCAUGAAGCACGAAGUCAUGCAGUUGAGUCGAAGAGAAAGAAAGAGGCUAAAGACACUUCAUCAGAGUGCAAAUGCGGGGCCAGAUGCUCCCUGGGUCGCGAGCGACGGCACCGGGGGUGUGAUGCAGGAAUACCACGAGGCUCGUCGGGCCAAAAUGCCAGACAGUGGUCCUACAAGCGCUGCUGGAGGAUAUGGAAAGACCAAUUGGGACCUCGAAAUCCGCAAGCGCUACACAUCCUCCCUGUUCAUAGAAACACACGAGUUCCCCACCGCCACCACAAUCUCCCACCGUCUCUUGCCUAUUUGCUACGAAUCGGGCCUUGCCAACGGCCAUACCGCGGAUUGCGCCGAGUAUAUGAAUAUUGCGACUGAAACAUUCAUCAAGGAAGCCCUCACCAAUUUCUUCCAGCUCAUCAGCUCCAACGGCUCAAACUAUAUCCGUACCGCCGACUUCAAAAAGAAGAUUGAGCGCGAAGAGCGCCGCGUAGAAAGAGGAGAACUCCAGAGAGUGGCGGGUGGCGAACUUCCCAUCGAAGCCGAAGAACGACGAAAAAGGCCGGCCAUGUGUACAGAAGACCUUCGCCUUGCGAUCCUCUUAGGCGACGGGUACCUCGGCCAAGUUCCCUUGAUAUCCAGCUCUAUAUCCAAUUCACAUUUUCUGGAUACCCCAGGCGUCGAAGACAUCUACGAGCCUUUUGUGCCCAGCAAAGCCAUCGCGAAUGGCGUUCCUGCCACCAACGGCAUCAACGGCGCCGCAGUUGCUGGUUCAAAAACAAAUACGACAAAUCAACAGUCAUGGACGAUUGACCUUGGCGACUCCAUGGUACUGGAUGACGACUUGGCGUGGCAAGGUGGUAGCGUCAAAGACGUGGAAGACAUGGAUAUUGCGUUAGAUUCUGUGCUCGAACUUGGCACUCUUUAA